AUAAUCAACCAAUAUUAGGGUUCGAUUUCGGGUUCAAGAAAGAUUUAAUCAACCAUAGGAUCGAUUGAAAGAUGGUGUCUACAUCGCUCCCCUUGGAAAUUCAUUUUUUUCCACCAUCUCUAUAUCCACCGUUGGGUGUGGUUCAUUUGGCGGUGACGAUAAGCAAGAUGGUCGGAGGAACAAAAGCCUCAAGAGGCAAGCUAUAUCAAGAUUCAAGAGAUGAAGUGGCGAAAAAAGAGUCCAAGAUGAAUAUCCAGGUAGGUGGUUGUGGUUAUCAAUGUUAAUGUCGUGGUGGUGAAGAUUGAUGAUUGGAUCAAGAACAACUCUAAAUCUCUAAUUUUGGUUUUGGUUUGUUUUACUAUCUGGUCUGGACAAUAAGGAAUUAUUAUUUUUAGUUCAAGGGUUUAAUUAUGAUUCUUGAACGACAGUGGCAAAAUGGUUAUUUUUUAAAAGUUAACAGAUAAGAUGUGAAAGUCGACCAUCCAAG
This is a messenger RNA of Lactuca virosa, 487 nucleotides long. The record is from the annotation of a GenBank genome assembly. NCBI's taxonomy places the organism in Eukaryota, Viridiplantae, Streptophyta, Magnoliopsida, Asterales, Asteraceae.